Messenger RNA from Necator americanus (New World hookworm), 342 nucleotides. RefSeq lists its product as uncharacterized. The record is from RefSeq and is a predicted model, not a curated record. The transcript has a single exon. NCBI's taxonomy places the organism in Eukaryota, Metazoa, Nematoda, Chromadorea, Rhabditida, Ancylostomatidae. The coding region runs from base 1 to 342 and encodes 113 amino acids.
AUGCGGACGCGACAAUGGUCCCACAGCUCUCCUCCGUUUCGUGCGCUUUACGCUCCGCCCACUUUCGCCUGUAUAAAAGGAGCCGUUCUGUGUCUCGAAAUUCAUUCCAUCAACAUGUCACCUGGCAAGCGGCAACCGGAACGGCCACGUGAAGUUGAUAGGGUCGAUCACGAACAACAGCACCACUUUCGAGCAAUACCAUCUGCUAAGAGGGAGGAGGGGAGCUGGUACGGGCUGGAGGCAACCGGCGUCCUGAGGCUGUCUGGCGGUGGCGGAGUGGAGCCGGAGGUUUAUACUUGCCGAGGCCGUAGUCAGUGGCUGGUUAGGUUCUGCCCCUUUUAA